GGAUCCGAGGGAAAACAGGGUCCUCCAGGAGUUAAGGGCUACGUCGGCGCACCGGGUCUGCAAGGAGAAAGAGGAGAAAAGGGAACACGAGGAGACAAGGGAGAACGAGGCCUAGAUGGGUUCCCUGGAAAGCCAGGUGUGGAGGGGAAGCAGGGCCCUGCUGGUAGCCCGGGCCCUCCAGGUGCCAGUGGGAUGAAAGGACAAAAGGGUAAAAAGGGAGAGCCAGGAUUCCCAGGAAUCAAUGGUCUGAUCGGCCCUCAGGGACCUCCAGGGACCCCAGGCAUUGCUGGACCUCCUGGACCACCUGGAGCACCAGGUCUUCCAGGAGAAAUUGGAGUUUCUGGUAAAACUGGACCACCAGGACCAGCUGGAGAACGAGGGGAGAAGGGUGAGGAAGGCUUUCCUGGAAAAGCUGGCCCUAAGGGUGAACCAGGAAGCCGUGGCCAACCUGGUGAGCAGGGUGAAGCAGGUCUUCCUGGUCUUCGGGGUUUACCUGGACUGAGAGGAGAAAAAGGAGACCAGGGAGAAAAAGGAAAAGAUGGUCUCCCAGGACUGAAAGGUGAAAGAGGAGAAAAGGGUGACACGGGUUCCCCUGGACCACCAGGCUUACCUGGAACAGUGGAGGUGAACCUGGACCAAAAGGGGAGAAAGGAGAUCAAGGAACGAGUGGAGAACCUGGAUUACCUGGGGUCCCAGGUGAACAGGGUGUCCCAGGACCUGCAGGACUACCGGGCACAAAGGGGCAGAAAGGAGCCCGAGGUGAAGCUGGAGCCCCUGGAGAGACAGGUGUGCCUGGAAACCCUGGAUUACCAGGAAAGGAGGGAGAAAAGGGGGAAAAGGGUGAUCCUGGAAAAGAAGGAAAAGGGGGUUUGCCUGGGCCACGUGGUGAGCCAGGGCCUGCUGGAGAGCCAGGUUUGCCUGGUAAGGGUAAAGAUGGAGAAGAGGGGCAGAGAGGCCCACCAGGUUUGCCAGGACCCUUUGGACCUAAGGGUGAGAGGGGAGUUCCUGGCCUGCCUGGACUGCCAGGAGACAGAGGCGUGCCAGGAAUCGGGCUGGCUGGACCCCCUGGGCCUGUGGGACCCCCAGGAGACAAAGGAUCAUUGGGUCCCCGUGGUGUGCCUGGUAUUCCUGGACCACAGGGACCUCCUGGCCAGGAUGGUCUACCUGGAAAUCCAGGGGAAAGAGGACCUCCUGGAAAACCAGUAUGCCUCCCCACCCCUGCUCUCUCCAGAGGACAUCAAUCUCUUGGUAAAGGACGUGUGCAGUGAAUGCCCCCCUGGCCCACCAGGACUGCCAGGUAUCCCAGGUUUCAAAGGUGAUAAAGGUCUCCGAGGACCACCAGGCAGAGAUGGCCAGGAUGGGAAAAUGGGGAAUGCUGGCCCCAGAGGUCCUGCAGGCCCACCUGGGCUGGAUGGCCCAAAGGGUGCUAAAGGAGACCGUGGUAUGACUGGGGAUGCAGGAGAAAAAGGUGAACAGGGACCAGAUGGGGCACCGGGACCAAUAGGACCAGCAGGAAACCCAGGAGACAUAGGUAAAGAUGGUCCUCCAGGUCCACAGGGCCCACCAGGGCUGCCUGGAAUUCCGGGCAUUGCUGGGAAUGAUGGCAAAGAUGGCAAGCCUGGAUCUCUUGGGGAACCGGGAAAGCCUGGAGAACCAGGGCUCCCAGGCCAGGAGGGUGCCAGAGGCUUGCCGGGUUUCAAAGGACAGAGAGGAGAUACAGGUCCCCAAGGUCCCCGGGGGGAGCCAGGAGCAAUAGGUCCUGCUGGUCGUGAGGGGCCACCAGGGAAGGAUGGUGAUAUUGGUCCCAUAGGACCCCAGGGCCCUCGAGGACUCAGGGGGCAGCCGGGCAAGAAUGGAUCACCUGGAUCUGCAGGAGAACCUGGCCCACCAGGUAACCCAGGUCCUAAAGGAAAUAAAGGAGAAAGUGGCAGCCCAGGUCUCCCUGGCUUCAUAGGACCCAGAGGACCACCUGGAGAACCAGGAGAGAAAGGGCCUCCUGGAAAAGAGGGUGCACCAGGGAAACCAGGUGAAAUUGGUUCCAAAGGAGAGAGGGGAGAGCGUGGCCUCAAAGGUGAAAAAGGCCCUCAAGGAGAAAAGGGCCCUCCAGGUGAUCCUGGGAUACCUGGUCAUAAAGGCCAUCCAGGGCUGAUGGGUCCACAUGGACCCCCAGGAGACACUGGGCAAGUUGGACCUCCUGGUCCCCCAGGACAGCCGGGAUUUCCAGGACCAAGGGGGGAACCCCCAUCCCUAGAGACUUUGAGAAGGCUCAUCCAAGAGGAGUUAGCCAAGCAGUUAGAUGCAAAGCUAGACUAUCUCCUGGCUCAGCUACAGCCUGCACAUGUAAAAGCAUCCCAUGGCAGACCAGGACCUCCUGGUCCCCCUGGGAAGGAAGGACUCCCAGGAAGAACUGGCCCCCCAGGAGAGCCUGGCCGGCCUGGACAAAUUGGGUCUGAAGGGCCACCUGGACCGAUUGGUCCCAAAGGAGAAAGAGGAGCAAAGGGUGAGAAAGGAGACACAGGCAUUGGCCAGCGAGGGGAAAUAGGUCCUCCAGGAAUUCCAGGCCUCCCAGGGGAGCCUGGCUAUGCCAAAGAUGGGAUGCCAGGACCACCUGGCCCUCAAGGUGAAGCUGGGGUGCCUGGUCUCAUGGGUCCACAGGGACCUCCAGGAGCCAGUGGACGAUGUGAUCCUGCUCAGUGUGCUUACUAUGCAAGCCUGGCUGCCAGACCUGCCAACGUCAAAGGGCCCUAGCAUGCAGGAAGUAUCCCCAGACUUGUUUUCAAAACUUGAAUCCACCAUGCCUGCAAAGGGCUCUCAGAUGUCUUCAACUGUGUUUCUUUUGUGGGAGGUCUUCUAAAGCCAACAAAUGCUGCCGGUCGGUCAGAUUAUUUUUAUGAGUUAUAAUAAUUAUUAUUAUUAUUAUCUUUGAUGUGAUAUGUGAAUUUGUUUUUGUUUUCUCUAACAGCAGGGCAUAUUAAAACAUUAAAAAU
Messenger RNA from Chaetura pelagica (chimney swift), 2987 nucleotides. RefSeq names its product collagen alpha-1(XXII) chain-like. NCBI's taxonomy places the organism in Eukaryota, Metazoa, Chordata, Aves, Apodiformes, Apodidae. The annotation marks the transcript as partial. The record is from RefSeq and is a predicted model, not a curated record. The transcript is spliced from 43 exons.